AUGUUUGUCCGUGCUGCCGCUAUGACGAGCGCUCUGCGUGGUGCCGCGCGUGCCUUCACGACGGCAUCCGCUGCACCAGUGUCGCGUGCUGUGCCCCUCACGGUGGCCGCCACCGUGGGCGUCGCUGGCCUCUCGCUGUACUCGCUCCCGAGUGUGCAGCUCGAGGGACCCCGCACGAUUGCCGGUGAGUACCAAACGGCGAACGAGCGCAGCUUUAUUAUGAUCAAGCCGGAUGGCGUGAGCCGUCAGAUCGUCGGUAAGAUCGUGGACCGCUUCGAGUCGCGUGGCUACAAGCUGGUCGCCAUCAAGUCGGUCGUGCCGUCGGAGCAGCUCGCCAAGGAGCACUACUCCGACCUGGCUUCGCGCCCCUUCUUCCCCUCGCUUGUGAAGUACAUCACGCAGGGCACGCCUGUGAUCGCGAUGGUGUGGGAAGGCAAGGACGUGAUCCGCCAGGGCCGCCGUAUGGUCGGUGCCACCAAGCCCCUGGAGGCUGACCCCGGCUCGAUUCGCGGUCAGUACGCCGUGAGUGUGGGUCGCAACAUUAUCCAUGCCUCGGACGGUUUUGACUCGGCUACAAAGGAGAUUGGUCUGUGGUUCAACGAAUCCGAACUGGCGUCGUACGAGCCGUGCACGUGGGGUCAGAUCAUGGCCGACAACUAA
Molecule: messenger RNA, 660 nt
Organism: Malassezia restricta
Lineage: Eukaryota; Fungi; Basidiomycota; Malasseziomycetes; Malasseziales; Malasseziaceae
Product: nucleoside-diphosphate kinase
Exons: 1
Coding region: 1-660 (219 amino acids)
Biological process (GO): UTP biosynthetic process; CTP biosynthetic process; GTP biosynthetic process
Molecular function (GO): nucleoside diphosphate kinase activity
Source: RefSeq, a predicted model, not a curated record